Vanessa tameamea is the source of this 2334-nucleotide messenger RNA. RefSeq names its product inhibitory POU protein (gene acj6). NCBI's taxonomy places the organism in Eukaryota, Metazoa, Arthropoda, Insecta, Lepidoptera, Nymphalidae. The coding region runs from base 135 to 1223 and encodes 362 amino acids. Gene Ontology annotation, biological process: regulation of transcription by RNA polymerase II. The transcript is spliced from 5 exons. The record is from RefSeq and is a predicted model, not a curated record. Gene Ontology annotation, molecular function: RNA polymerase II cis-regulatory region sequence-specific DNA binding; DNA-binding transcription factor activity, RNA polymerase II-specific.
ACGGAGCGGUCGCGGCGACGCGUCGCCUUUUUUUAACCCCGAAGUACGAUAAAGUCGCCAAAAUUUUCGACCGGCAGUAUCACUCACCCUCCAAGGUGUUAAAGUUGGAGGACGAUCCGUGGGGGUCAUGUGCCAUGUACUCCCCGGACAAAAUGAAGUCCGGUGGGGGACUGAUGGCACCCCCCGGCUGUUUUCCAGGCCGGUACAGCCCCACGUACCGCAGCUCUGAUCCGCGGCGCUGCGUUCCAAAUCCAUCCAGUCGAAUAUUGGAGGACGCAUCGUUGAUGUGCAACUCGUGGUCACCGAGGCACAACGGUGACAUAUUCGGCGGCCUCAAUGAUGGUCUGCUGAGUAGAGCGGAGGCCUUGGCAGCCGUGGACAUCGGUAAACAUCAGUCGGGACCUCAGCCCGGGCCUCCACUACCGCAGCUCAAGCACGACAUGGUCUACCACCACGGUGUUGGCGGUCCUCCUCCGCACAACGCCAGGCCUCAUCAGAAGCCGUUUUUUCCGCAGAUGGGCCAUCACGGCAUGGAAGGUUUGGAUAUGCUUGACCCACUCACAUCAUCAUCCAUGACCACCCUGGCACCGAUGGGAGAAGCGGCGCCACCUCACCACCAAUUGCAUGGCUAUGGAGCUAUGAACCACGUUAUGAACCAUCACCACCACGCCGGAGGCUUAUCUCAUGCACCACCAGCUCACCUUGGUCAUCCUUCUGCUGCUCUUCAUCCUGAUACAGAUACAGACCCUCGAGAACUCGAAGCCUUUGCAGAGAGAUUUAAGCAACGAAGAAUAAAACUUGGUGUUACUCAAGCGGAUGUCGGGAAGGCGCUAGCCAAUUUGAAACUACCAGGAGUUGGAGCUCUGUCUCAAAGUACAAUCUGCAGAUUUGAGAGCUUGACGCUAAGUCAUAAUAAUAUGAUUGCUUUAAAACCUAUACUACAAGCUUGGUUGGAAGAAGCAGAAGCUCAGGCAAAGAAUAAAAGACGAGAUCCAGACGCACCGAGUGUAUUACCAGCCGGCGAAAAGAAGCGAAAGAGAACAUCCAUAGCCGCGCCAGAAAAGAGGAGCCUUGAAGCUUACUUUGCAGUUCAGCCACGACCCUCUGGUGAAAAGAUUGCAGCGAUUGCGGAAAAAUUAGACUUAAAAAAGAAUGUCGUUCGAGUUUGGUUUUGUAAUCAGAGGCAAAAACAAAAGCGUAUGAAAUUUGCGGCGCAACACUGACCGGCGGGAGGCGGCGCGGCUCUACUGUACCCAGGAACUGGGUACGGGUACUGAGUCGCCGGCCGCAUGGACAUGGCCAUGGCCUAGCCUAAAGGGCCACAUCAGUGACAUCGGCGCUUCACCGCCAAGAAUACUUUCUCGUGAGCAAUAAUAAGAUCUCAUUUAAAACGCAUCUACAUUUUUGCAUUUAAGUUUUAUUUCAAAAUCGAACGCAACGUAGUUACUAGUGUAGAUAUCGUGUAACGUAUCUUAUUUUCUUUCCGUGUGAAUUUACCUUCAUGUGUAUAUUUUUCGAGACACAGGGUAUAUAAUUGAUUAUAUACAUAUCAUUAAAAUUAAUACAAGUCGCUUUUUCAUACAUUGUUAAUUUGUAACGCGCCGAGUUUUGAUGUUUUUGAACGUCGAAUUGUACAUGAAAAUCAGGAUUUUUAAGAAAAUGUGCCUUGCAAAAUAAUCAAUAUUCUGUGUUUAAUGUUAGUAACUUCAUCGCUGUGUUGCGGAUUCGAAGUGGACACAUUGGAUGAGAUGUCCUGUCGAAGUACCAUACAUCGAAAACAUACGAUAAAAAAUUUACAAUUGUACAAUAGACUGUUACUAGAUUAGGUGAAGAGCGUACGAAACAAACAAUGAUUUGUAAUGUACUUAUGAUUUAUUCAUUAUUUUAAAUAAAAUUAUUUCCUUGCUCCUAAUCUAAAUACAGUCUAUUUAAAAAAAAAUAUAUAUUAUUUUAACUUGUUCUGUUCCUGUAUUAUUAAAAUUUGUACAAAGUAAUUUUAAGAGUGCUCUUUUUACAAGUGAAGUGUAGAUAGCAAUUUCUGUUCAAGAAUUAUGUGAGAAAAGUGUUUGCUUUACUUUAGUUAUACAUAUAUUUUUGUUAUAAUUUCUCACUUUUCAAUCACUAUCACAAACAUGGCACAAUUCUUAUAUUAAGCGGUUAUUAGCGACAUUUAGCCAAAAUAGAUUUAAAUUUCAUUGUAAAUAAGUCACAUUUCGAUUUAUAUUUAGACAUUAGUAAACCAUAGUUACUAAAUUGAAUGGAAUUAGUACAACGCUAAUGAAUUCUAAUUUUAAUAAUGACUAUUAAUAAUAUCAAUAGUAAUUAAAAACCCUU